AUGGCCCGUUGUUGCGAACCUCUUGCUAUUUUCUUAUGCGUUAUUUUGAUGCUCUCGUGGUGCCAAGCUUUGAGUAGCAACUUUGAUCAUGGAUAUGAUCAUGAAGAUGGAAGCUUCGAAUCCGAUAGUUUAAUCAAGCUCAACAACGAGGACGUUCUUAGCUUGAAAAGCUCCAAUAAACGCCCCUCUUCCGAAUCAUCAACUGUUAGUGUAUCAGACUUUGGAGCCAAAGGAGAUGGAAAAACCGAUGAUACUCAGGCCUUCAAGAAAGCAUGGAAGAAGGCAUGUUCAACAAAAGGAGUUACUAGUUUCUUGGUUCCUAAAGGGAAGACUUAUCUCCUUAAGUCUACUCGAUUCAGAGGCCCAUGCAAAUCUUUACGUAGCUUUCAGAUACUCGGCACUUUAUCAGCAUCUACAAAACGAUCGGAUUACAACAAAGACAAAAACCAUUGGCUUAUCUUGGAGGAUGUUAACAAUCUAUCAGUCGAUGGCGGCUCGUUGGGGACUAUUGAUGGCAACGGAAAAAUCUGGUGGCAAAACUCAUGCAAAAUCGACCGAUCUAAGGUUUGUAUUGCUCUUACUUUCUACAACUUAAAGAACUUGAAUGUGAAGAACCUGAGAGUGAGAAAUGCACAGCAGAUUCAGAUUUCGGUUGAGAAAUGCAACAAUGUUAAUAUUAAGAAUGUUGAUAUCACUGCUCCUGGAGAUAGUCCCAACACGGAUGGUAUUCACAUCGCUAACACUCAAAACAUUCGAGUUUCUGAUUCAGACAUUGGAACAGGUGAUGAUUGUAUAUCCAUAGAGGAUGGAUCCCAAAAUGUUCAAAUCAAUGAUAUAACUUGCGGCCCCGGUCACGGGAUCAGCAUUGGGAGCUUGGGGGAUGACAAUUCCAAAGCUUAUGUCUCGGGAGUUAAUGUGGAUGGUGCUAAGCUCACUGAGACUGAUAAUGGAGUAAGAAUCAAGACUUAUCAGGGAGGGUCAGGAACUGCUAAAAACAUUAAGUUUAAAAACAUCCGUAUGGAAAAUGUCAAGAAUCCGAUUAUAAUCGACCAGAACUACUGCGACAAGGACAAAUGCGAACAACAUGACUCUGCGGUGCAAGUGAACAAUGUGGUGUACCGGAACAUAAGCGGUACGAGCGCAACUGAUGUGGCGAUAACGUUUGAUUGCAGUGAGAAGUAUCCAUGCCAAGGUAUUGUGCUUGAAAAUGUGAACAUCGAAGGAGGAACAGCAUCUUGCAAAAAUGUGAAUGUUAAGAAUCAAGGCACCGUUUCUCCUCAAUGCUCUUAA
This is a messenger RNA of Eruca vesicaria subsp. sativa (arugula), 1290 nucleotides long. Lineage: Eukaryota; Viridiplantae; Streptophyta; Magnoliopsida; Brassicales; Brassicaceae. The record is from the annotation of a GenBank genome assembly.